CAGUAUCAGUCGAGCCCCAACAUCCCUCCUCUCGCACACUGAACUCACACACAAGCACACGGGAAGCCGACGAAGGCUGCUCCCCUCGGCAUCCCUCAGAUUUCCGCCUUAUUUUAGCGCAACCUCUGCAGCCCAGCGUCUCGGCACAGCUCGCUCCAAUCGCCGGUCAUGGAUCCGGCGGUCGCUCAGGUGGCGGUAGCCGUGCCGUGGCAUGCGCUCGCAGCUUUGCAGAUGACCUGAAGCCCCUCCGGCUCGCUCGGAGCUGACUCUUAACAGAUUAGUUUGUAGCUGGAAGCUUGUCUCAAAUGUUGCGGACCAUAUUUGAAGCGGAGUGUGCUCUCUCUCCCACAGAGGGGAUCCUGGGAAAGGAGCAGCCGCUGGAGGUUCUGAAGACAUCGGCGCUCAACCACAUCCCAACAGUGGACAUUAACUCGGCGCUGCCCCUGCGUCUCCCCCCGGCCGCCAUCCCCAUGGACCUGCGCGUGGACCAUCACCAGCAACAGCAGCAGCAGGUGUCCUCGCUCUCCCCGACCGGCCAGCAGUCGUCCGGCCCGGGCGGCGGCGGCGGCGGCGGGGUGGUGGGGUCGUCGGUGCGGGAGCAGCAGCUGCAGCAGGAGCUGCUGACGCUGAAGCAGAAGCAGCAGAUCCAGCGGCAGAUUCUCAUCGCCGAGUUCCAGCGGCAGCACGAGCAGCUGUCCCGCCAGCACGAGGCCCAGCUCCAGGAACACAUCAAGCAGCAACAAGAGCUCCUGGCGUUGAAGCACCAGCAGGAGCUGCUGGAGCACCAGAGGAAGAUGGAGAACCACCGUCUGGAGCAGGAGCUGGAGAAACAGCAGAGGGAGCAGAAACUGCUGCUGCUCAAGAACAAGGAGAGGGGACAAGAGAGUGCAGUGGCGAGUACUGAGGUGAAGAUGCGGCUCCAGGAGUUUGUCCUGAACAAGAAGAAGGCCCUGGCCCAGCGGAGCCUCAACCAAGGAGGCCUCCACAACGACGCUCCCUACUGGUACCGAAAAACCCAACACAGCUCUCUGGACCAGAGCUCGCCUCCACAGACUGGUGUGUCCACCUACAACCAACCUGUGCUGGGUGUCUACAAUCCCCGGGACGACUUCCCACUGCGAAAGACUGCCUCGGAGCCCAACCUGAAGCUGCGCUCCCGGCUGAAGCAGAAGGUGAGCGAGCGGAGGAGCAGUCCGCUGCUGCGGCGCCGAGACAGCCCCAUCACCACGGCCAAGAAACGCUCACUCGACAUGGCAGACUCUGCGUGUAGCAGCGCCCCCGGCUCAGGCCCAAGCUCCCCUAAUAACAGCUCCAACAACAUCCCCAAUGAGAACGGCAUCACUGUGUCAGUCUCCAACAACACCGAGGCGUCUCUGGCCCAGAGGCUGUGCAGCGGUGCUGAGCGGGGCUCCGUUAACCAGCUGUCCCUCUACACUUCACCAUCCUUACCCAACAUCACCCUGGGGCUGCCCGCCACUGCCACAGCCACCGCCGCUUCCAACGUGACCUCAGCCCAGCAGGACGGAGGUCUGCAGCCGGCCCUCUCCCUCAGCCCUCCCUUCCUUUCCGGCGGCCACUUGACCCCCUACCUGGCCGAAGCCGGAGCGGGAACAGGCGGGCACGGCGCGCACAGUCCACUGCUUCAACACAUGGUGCUCAUGGAGCAGAGCCCAGCACAGAGCCCCCUGGUGACAGGUGUGAGCGGCCUGUCCAUGUCGCCGGCAGCUUCCAUGGCCAAACUGCAGCGGCAGCACCGGCCCCUGGGGCGGACCCAGUCGGCCCCGCUGCCCCAAGGCAGCGCAGCACAGGCCCACGCCCAGGCCCUGGCCCUGCAGCAGCUGGUGGUCCAGCAGCAGCACCAGCAGUUCCUGGAGAAGCACAAGCAGCAGUUUCAGCAGCAGCAGCUCCACAUCAACAAGAUGAUGACCAAGCCCAGCGAGUCGCCUGUGGGCCGCCAGCACCAGAGCCACCCGGAGGAGACGGAGGAGGAGCUGAGGGAGCACCAGGACGGAGGAGCUCUGCCGCCGGGGGUCACCAUCAAGCAGGAGCCCCCCGACCCGCAGGAGCUGCAGGAGGAGGCGCUGCAGCAGCACAGGGAGCGGCAGGCGGAGCAGGAGCUGCUCUUCAGACAGCAGGCUCUGUUGUUGGAGCAGCAGCGCAUCCAUCAGCUGAGGAACUACCAGGCCUCCAUGGAGGCUGCCGGCCUGUCUAUCACCUUCCCAGGACACCGCCCCCUGUCCAGGGCCCAGUCGUCCCCGGCAACCGCCUCCUCCUUCCCCAUCAGCGUCCCGGCCAACGAUCCUCCCGUCAAACCUCGCUUCACCACGGGCCUGGUGUACGACUCUCUAAUGCAGAAACAUCAGUGUAUGUGUGGAAACACCAACAGUCAUCCGGAGCACGCGGGCCGCAUCCAGAGCAUCUGGUCCCGGCUGCAGGAGACCGGACUCAGAGCGCAGUGUGAGUGUAUCCGUGGGAGGAAGGCCACUCUGGAAGAGCUGCAGACGGUUCACUCUGAAGCCCACGUCCUGCUGUACGGAACCAACCCUCUCCGACAGAAACUUGAUUGUUCAAUCACUCCCAUGUUUGUACGGCUACCGUGUGGAGGGGUGGGGGUGGACAGUGACACCAUUUGGAACGAGGUCCACUCCUCCAGCGCGGCUCGACUCGCUGUCGGCUCUGUCGUGGAGCUUGUUUUCAAAGUGGCCACUGGAGAGCUGAAGAAUGGUUUCGCUGUGGUCCGCCCUCCUGGACACCACGCGGAGGAAAGCACGCCCAUGGGUUUCUGCUACUUCAACUCUGUGGCCAUCGCAGCCAAACUGCUGCAGCAGAGACUCAACGUCAACAAGAUCCUCAUCGUGGACUGGGAUGUUCACCAUGGCAACGGCACCCAGCAGGCGUUCUACGACGACCCCAACGUCCUUUACCUGUCUAUUCAUCGCUAUGACGACGGCAACUUCUUCCCUGGAAGUGGAGCACCUGAUGAGGUGGGCAGCGGCUCCGGAGUCGGGUUCAACGUCAACGUUGCCUUCACCGGAGGCCUCGACCCGCCCAUGGGAGACGUGGAGUACCUGGCUGCCUUCAGGUCAGUGGUGAUGCCCAUAGCCAACGAGUUCGCCCCGGACAUCGUGCUGGUCUCUUCUGGCUUCGACGCUGUGGAAGGACACCCUCCUCCGCUGGGCGGCUACACUCUGACGUCCAAAUGUUUCGGCUAUCUGACCAGGCAGCUGAUGACCCUCGCCGGGGGCCGGGUGGUCCUGGCUCUGGAGGGGGGUCACGACCUCACCGCCAUCUGCGACGCCUCCGAGGCCUGCGUGGCCGCCCUGCUCGGCCAGGAGCUGGACCCGCUGCCGAAGGCCGUCCUGGAGCAGAGGCCCAACCCCAACGCUGUCCGCUCUCUGGAGAAGGUUUUAGAGACUCACAGUAAGUACUGGCGUUCGGUGCAUCGCUACUCCCCGCGGCUGGGACUUUCCCUGCUGGAGGCCAAACGAGGAGACUCAGAGGAGGCUGAAGCCGUCAGUGCCAUGGCCUCGCUGUCUGUGGCCAACACCAACGCCAUGGAUCAGAGGCCCGAGGAGGAGCCCAUGGAGGAGGAGGAACCACUGUAACGGAGGGAAACAUGAGGGUGUCACACUGUAACCUUUGACCUCUCCGGAGAAGAGUCUCGACUGAUCCCUUCAUUUAGUCCCCCUAACCCCACUCACCACGUCAGUCACCUUGAUUGGCGGCCCCUCGGUCAAAACGAGGGAGAGGGGGUGGGCUCAGCCUCAGAGUAGGGAGCCAAUCAGGAGACAGAGGACUGAAUUGGAAAAAAAAUUAAACAUAACAUCGCUGCUUGGCGGCGCUCGCUCAGAGACACUCGUUUUUUUCUGUCAGUCUUCGCACCCCCACGUUAGCCCACCAUGCGACCGAGGCGGCGGGGGAGGAGGGCGAGUGGCGGCGAGAUCAGGUCUCGUGUGAUGAACUGCAGAAACAUACGGUGCUUUACACAGCUGCCCUCUGACCUCACUAUGGGACACCAGGGACAGCAGACGUCCCCAGCUCGGGACUUUCUUUACUCUUUUCUCGACUCUUUUUCCCGACGAAAAACAAAAAGGGCAUCGCGGCAACUGAGAUAAUAUUUCACGAGACGCGUUCACUGUGGACUUUGGUCGGGCCGAAGUUUGAGUAGGCUCCGGCAAAGGUUUGAUGACACCUCGCCUGUCGUUGAAAGGUUGACGAGUGAGAGGAGUGCCUUGGUGAGGGUCCGCUGGAUUUCAGGAUUGUUCAGGAAAAGAUUGCCUUAAGUUAAAAAAAGAAUUUUCUCGCCGGCGGAGGAAUCGGCGCGGUGGGGAAGGAGACGGAUCGCUCCCUCUCCUUUUCUGGGGCGAGAAGGACAAAAAUAAAGCAAACAAUCUUUCAGCAUGUUUACUUGGAACGUGACGAAGACAACAUUUCUGUCUCUCACAGCCUCUCUUGAAGAGUUAACUUUACUUUUGGAUGGAUCUAUUUUUCUGUAAAAAAGAAAAACGCUUUGUAAAGGUAGUUGCCAGCUUCAGUAGAAAAACGGUGCAAACAUGGAGACCUUCAAACAAGGAAAUUAGUCAAAAAAAAAACAAACAAAAGGUUUAGCCUUCGAUGUAGCUUCCCUUUAACUGAAAGUCAUUGCUUUGUAAACACAUAAAGCAUGCAUUUGAGCAGAGAGACCAGACGUUUUUGCAAGAUUUUUGAAUGUUAUCCAAAAGAGAAAGCCAAGCAAGAAAAGCCAAAGCAUGAGUUUGCAUAUACAGUAGUACUUUCACUCCACUUAGCUGGCAAACAUUUCUCGUAUUGGCCCUUUGAGAUAAGGCUCCCAGUACCCAGUUCAAUGUUUACUAAUUUAAUCUUCACACAUCAGUGAGCAUUUCUUUACGUGUGCCGAUCGGCCUCCCAUGCUUUGCCGGUUGACAACUACCUUGGUUGCUACUAGUGUGGAGCUAAACAUUAGUCAUGUAUAUUGGAUUGAAUAUAUUUUGAGAGGCAGUAAUCGCCUGUUUGUAUCUACAUGUAUGAUUUACACAUCAAGUUGUCGAUUUACAAUAUCAGAAAAUGUGUUUGGUAAGCGUGUCCACUUUUUAUUUUUUAUUGUAUAAGAUUAUUUUUCUAACUUUUUUCAUCCAUAGAUUUUGUUCUGUGUUUUUAUCCGUUUUCUGGAUAGUUAUAGGGCUGCCAUUCACAUACUUAGUACAAUUCUUCAAUUCUUUCUUUCUUGUAUUUAUCAAAAAUAAGGAGCGACUUUCUUUCUUUCUUUCUUUCUUUCUUUCUUUCUACGGCUCUCUCUCGGCCUUUCUGCAUUUUCAUCAAUUGUGUAUUUAUAACAUGUACUGUUUAUAGGAGAUUUGUAUAUGGAAAAUUUAUAAAUGUACUCUAACUAAUGACAGCUAUGAUAUUGUGAGCGACAAACAGUAUGGUGUAUGAUAUUACUCCAUGGACUUUUAAAAAAAAGCAGCAUAUUUAACUCGUCAUCGACUGCACUGUUUUCAAGUUGCCCUCACGUGAAAUGUGGUCAUUACGCGGCACUAAAAAUGGACUUUUUGAACACCUUUAGAGCGAAACAUUGGAUCACUUUGUUGCCUAAUCGAUACAUUUUUCCUCUUGUAACGCACUUAACCUUUCGACUGUGACGCCAUCACACAUCCAAAAAGAGGCUGUUUAUGUAGCUAGCUGAGCUUUCCUCGGCGGGAAAAGACAAGGAGGGGACACGGAUGUUAAAAAAAAAAAAAGCUGAAUUUUAACUGGAUGGAUCAUUUAGAAAUCUUUCUCAGCAUGUGU
Centropristis striata (black sea bass) is the source of this 5787-nucleotide messenger RNA. RefSeq names its product histone deacetylase 4-like. The transcript has 25 exons. Gene Ontology annotation, cellular component: histone deacetylase complex. The record is from RefSeq and is a predicted model, not a curated record. Lineage: Eukaryota; Metazoa; Chordata; Actinopteri; Perciformes; Serranidae. Gene Ontology annotation, biological process: chromatin organization; negative regulation of transcription by RNA polymerase II. Bases 306 to 3605 code for a protein of 1099 amino acids. Gene Ontology annotation, molecular function: histone deacetylase activity.